CACUCCACACUUCCAGACGCGUCGCGACACCUCGCCCAUAGCGCAUGCAACAGGCGGACAGGAUGCGCUUCAAGGCAUCGAUACAGAACAUAACAACCUUUACAAAGCUCACAGCAUCGCUUAAUUCGCUCGGUCCGCUUGCGUGGGUCAAACUCAGCGAGGAGCAGGUAUGCUUCACAAUUAUACCAGAACAGGGCACCCAAGUAUGGGCUGUUCUUUCUAUUGACUCCAUCUUUGAGACCAUCAGCGUGCAAUCAGCAGCGAACAAUGUCAUCAACCUUGAAGUACCCCUGGCAUCACUGAAUCGCGCUCUGAAGUCAGCAAUUAAUGCGACAUCAGCUCAAAUACGCCUCACCAAAAAGGAUAAUCUGCCUAUGCUCGCUCUUACCAUUGUCACCACCACUGCCUUCGAAAGUGACUUUGGUGGUGGCAAUCGCGAGACAAUCGUGACCCAAGAGAUACCUGUGCGAGUCCUCGCGCCAGACACAGUCGCUCAUUUGCACGAGCCAGCCUGCCGAGAGCCAGACGUGCACAUCAUACUGCCGCCUCUAAUGCAGCUCAAGAGCAUCAGCGACAGAUUUACUAAGCUGGCGCUCGCAGACACAAAGACAGGUAGCACCACUACUUCGGCUAGAACGCGUUUGGAAAUCGCAGCAAACAUGCAUGGCUGUCUGAAGAUGAGCAUCAGAUCUGAUGCUAUGAACAUCUCAUCCAUUUGGACUGAUCUCAACAAUCCAGAACUUGAUCCAGGUCACGUGGCAGGAGGUGAGAAUGGCAUUGCGGAGCACCCCAGUACGCGCAUGAAGCAGCUCGGGAGCGCUGAUGGACGAAGCGAUGAAGGUUGGGCUGUAGUGCGUAUUGAUGGCCGUGACUGGGGCAAAGUCAUGAGCGUCGGUAGACUGGGUGGGCGGGUCAUUGCAUGCUUCUGCCACGAGCACGCUUUGAUCUUGUAUGUUUACUUGCCUAACGACAAUGGCGAGGAUGAGUCGGUCUUGACAUACUUCAUCAGCUCCUACAGCGCAUAGUCAUGAGUCACUAGUAUCUUUGCAGUCAUCACCUAGUGCUACCACUCCUAGGAGAAAAGAGACCCUGUAAUCCGCAUACUGUUAUGCAAAUCCAAACUACGCUGUUGAAACUGCAUCAUGCAACCUCGCAUCUACUCACUGCCCACUCAGCCUUACCCGUCCGCGGGACCCAACUACGUAGAUCAGU
Molecule: messenger RNA, 1212 nt
Organism: Bipolaris sorokiniana ND90Pr
Lineage: Eukaryota; Fungi; Ascomycota; Dothideomycetes; Pleosporales; Pleosporaceae
Exons: 7
Coding region: 45-1025 (326 amino acids)
Biological process (GO): double-strand break repair via homologous recombination; mitotic DNA replication checkpoint signaling; telomere maintenance
Cellular component (GO): nucleolus; checkpoint clamp complex; site of double-strand break
Source: RefSeq, a predicted model, not a curated record